Messenger RNA from Leguminivora glycinivorella, 2144 nucleotides. It is a transcript of the gene Cep89, whose product is annotated as protein Cep89 homolog. Bases 1 to 1971 code for a protein of 656 amino acids. Gene Ontology annotation, biological process: mitochondrion organization; chemical synaptic transmission; cilium assembly. NCBI's taxonomy places the organism in Eukaryota, Metazoa, Arthropoda, Insecta, Lepidoptera, Tortricidae. Gene Ontology annotation, cellular component: centriole; ciliary transition fiber. The transcript has 12 exons. The record is from RefSeq and is a predicted model, not a curated record.
AUGAGACGGGAGAUACUCAACACCGUUAUUAAGAGGACCGAGUCGAAGCUGCUGAAGGCACGGAUGAGGUUCCAUCCUCUCCCCGAUCCGAGUCGGGAGAGCAAGUUGCUCCUCAAAGAACAGAAGAAGAAGCUGUCAAAGAAGUAUGAGGGGCUCAUCACAACGCUUAUUAGUAGGUGUGAGGAGAGUGUCAUCACGAUAUCCGAGAAAGAUGCCUACAUCCUAAAGCUAAAAGACAAACUGAAGUCUGUCCUUGAAUACAACAAACUGUUCGCAGACGAGAAUGACCAGCUGAAGAACCAAUACUCCAACCUAGUGCAAUAUGUUGAGGAGUGCAAGACUGCUCUGAAAGGGGAAAGAGAAAGGAAUAGCGAGCUUGAGUCAAGGUGCAAGGAGCUAAGCGAUAGGGUCAAGCAGUUGGAUGUCCCUGACAAAGAUCGCGUGGAAACAGCAAUACCACUCGUAGAAGUGUGUAUGAGCUGCAGCAGCCGACAGAUCCUACUCACACAGGCGCGGGAACACACACACAGGAUGCAGCGAGACAUGCAAGCACUAAAGGAUGUGCUGUACAGAUUAAACGUCCAGCUGUCGAGAUACCAGGAGAAGCUCCGCGCCAACAUACAGAACAUGGCGACAGACAAGGUUGAUAAGUUCGACCUGGACUCUCUCAUCACCACCAGUCUUGGGUACAAAGGACCGGAAGUUGGCAACACUGACGAUGCGCAUUCGAAGAGUGGGACGGAAGACCAACAGCACACGUCCAGGGUUGUCGACCUUUCUGGACUAUUGAGUGCUCAGGCUUUGGCGCCUCUAUUCGACGCAUACCAAGAAAACCUACAAGAGAAAGACACCCUCAUUUUAGACUACGAGAAACAAUUCGAAAACAUCAACAAAAAAUCCAAAGAGAUCGUGUCCGAAAACAAAAGCUUACUCGAAAAGGUGACAGCCCUAGAAUCGGAGUUAGUACAAGUGAGACAGGGUUAUAAGAAGCUCGGGGUUGAGAAAGAGACAGGCGAUAUUGAGAGAGCUACGUUGUUAGAGAGAGCGGAACGGGCGGAGGCUAAGUUGAAAGAGGUUUACGAGUUGUAUGAAGAUAAGAUGGCAGCCAUGAUGCGCGAUUACGAGACGGUCCACCGCGAGUAUUUCACGCUCAAGCACGCGCUGGAAGCGUCGGACAGCAAGAUGGCCGCAAUGGAAACGCUGCGGGCCCGCACCGUGCCCGCUGACCUGCAUGAGCGCCGCCUCGACCACUGCAAGCGGUUGCUAGAAGAGUUGAAACACCAGUACAGCAUGGAAAAUGAGCGCAAGACCGAGCAAGUGACCAAGUUGCAGCAACAGUUGCGCGCCGCCGAAGAACGUUGCAGCAACGCGGAGAAAGAGCUGCAGACUGCCAACGAAGAACUUACUGCGGCGCUUAAAAAUGUCAGACUGUAUCGCAAAGCGGCAGUAAUUUUCCGACAUCGUAUGCGCAGCGCUGCGGCGCGCGCAACUAAAGCCAAGCGCUCCGUCAGUUCGCAACACGCCGAGCCGCUCAGGAUAGCUUUAGACACAUUGGAACGGAUCAAACGAGAGAAAUCAAGGUGUGUGAAAUCCCGCGCUCACUCGUCCCUCGAAGAGCUAGAGCGCCGCAUAGUGGAACAGGAGCGGCGCGCGAGCUCCGCCCAGAUCGAAUACAGACGCGAGCUGGAGCGAGCUAAUCUCGCGUUGGAGCACAAGGAGGGCAUCAUCAGGAGUCUCAUCGACAAGGUGGCUGAUGUGGAGGAGGUCAGGCUAAGUCAAACCAACGCGCACCGGCUGCAGGGCAUCGUGUCAGACUCGUCGCCGGAGCGGACUGCGUCCGACCGUCCGAACCGGACCGAUCGUCCGGACCGGACCACGGCUGACCGUCCAGACCGGGCCGGCGUUAAACUCGUGCCGGGCCCUGGCGGGUACUUUCAAGAGGAUCGGGGGAAAAAUAAGGGCAAUGGAUAAGGAUAUUUCGAGAAGAUACUUUAAUUCAAGAAAAAACGGGCAUCUCGCUCGUGGGCAUAGGGGCCCAUUUCUCAAAACUGAAAGUUACAAGUUACAAGCGGAAGUCUCUUUCCAACUACAGUACCGGUCAAAAAUUUAAGUUCACUCCUUGUUUUCAGUACAAUUGACUGCUU